AUGAACUUUUCUGUUAUUAUUUUGAUUUUAAGUGGAAUUAUUUGUUCCUUCGCUGAUGUUGAACACGAAGUGAUUGGUGCCGUUGGAUGCUUUGAAUCAGGUGAUACUAAGGUGGUAGUGAUGUUGGAUGGAGAUGAAAUGUUCUUUAGUAACUACGAGAAGGAAAUGGUGGAGACAAAGAUGCCAGGUUCAUUGUCGGGUAUAGAAAGUCCAUCAGUGCAGUAUCAGUAUGCUAAACUGAGUAUACGGCGGUGCAAGGAGCGUCUGGAAUGGGGAAGAAACGCAGUACCCAGUAUACCACAAGUCAAAGAUGCCCCUAAGAGCUCCAUUUACACCAGGAAUGAGGUAGAGCUGGGAAAGAACAACACUCUUAUCUGCUUUGUCAAUGGUUUCUUCCCCCCGCCUAUAAACGUCAACUGGACCAAGAAUGGCAAGGAUGUGACGGAGGAAGCUGCUCUCAGUAGCUACCGUCCUAAUACAGAUGGAACCUUCCAUCAGUUCUCCACCCUGAGUUUUACUCCAAAGGACGGGGACCUCUACGCCUGCACUGUGAAGCACACUGCACUAGAAGAACACCAGACCAGAACCUGGGAGACUGAGGUCAGUGAGUCCAGGGGUGGUCCUGCUAUAUUUUGUGGCGUUGGCCUGACUCUGGGUCUGUUGGGGUUUUCUACUGGAACAUUUCUCCUUAUCAAAGGAAAGAUGAAAUUCUAAAUUGAUUUUGGUAG
Messenger RNA from Esox lucius (northern pike), 728 nucleotides. Its product is annotated as rano class II histocompatibility antigen, B alpha chain-like. Lineage: Eukaryota; Metazoa; Chordata; Actinopteri; Esociformes; Esocidae. The record is from RefSeq and is a predicted model, not a curated record. Bases 1 to 714 code for a protein of 237 amino acids. Gene Ontology annotation, molecular function: MHC class II protein complex binding. The transcript is spliced from 4 exons. Gene Ontology annotation, biological process: immunoglobulin production involved in immunoglobulin-mediated immune response; peptide antigen assembly with MHC class II protein complex; antigen processing and presentation of exogenous peptide antigen via MHC class II. Gene Ontology annotation, cellular component: MHC class II protein complex.